Nerophis lumbriciformis (worm pipefish) is the source of this 1533-nucleotide messenger RNA. Its product is annotated as protein L-Myc-1b-like. The record is from RefSeq and is a predicted model, not a curated record. Gene Ontology annotation, molecular function: protein dimerization activity; DNA-binding transcription factor activity. NCBI's taxonomy places the organism in Eukaryota, Metazoa, Chordata, Actinopteri, Syngnathiformes, Syngnathidae. Gene Ontology annotation, biological process: regulation of DNA-templated transcription.
CCCUGCACUUUUGUCGUCUUAUAACAGGAUUUCUCACUGGCGCGAAAAAACGCACUGCGCGGCUUCUCUUUCACAGGACAACCGCCUGCUUCCUGUUUGCCGUCUUUACAAAGAACUCACUUCAAAACAAAGAAACGCAGCUUCACGUAUGGACUCUACCGGUGGGAAUUGUCAAUGACCUACAUUUACUCGGUUUAAAAGGAUUCCAUAACCCUAAAGGAGGAUUGUUUAAUCAGCGCGAACAAUGGAGUUGGACUGUUACCAGCACUAUUUCUUCGAUGACUUUGACACAGAAGAGGAUUUUUACAAGUCAACCGCACCGAGUGAGGGCAUUUGGAAAAAGUUCGAGCUGCUGCCCACCCCUCCCAUGUCGCCAACCCGGACUCUGCAGGGCGGGGAUGAAUGCAUGUCGCCGGGAGACAAACUGAGCUGGUUGUCCAAAGUCCUGGGUCAGGACGAGGAGUACGAGGGCGAGGGCUUGUUCGGCAACCUCAGCUCCAUCAUCAUCCAGGACUGCAUGUGGAGUAGUUUCUCUACCAGCAAGCAGCUGGAGAAGGUGACCGGGAGGCAGUUGGCACCGCCCCAGCGACCCGGAGCUGCUCCCGCGGGGACACAAGCACACCCGAGGCCGAGCAAAGCGCAGUGCGUCUCGGCCGGCGCUCCGCUCCCCACGUCGGCGGCAGACUGCGUCGACCCUGCGGCGGUUCUCACCUACCCGACCAGCAGCUGCAGGAAGCCGGCGUCGUCUGGCUCCGAGUCUCGGUCCGACUCCUCCGAUGAUGAAGAGGAAAUUGAUGUUGUCACCGUGGAGAGCAAACACAACCAAGCCCGGCCAGCCAGUGUCCGUAAGCCAGUGACUAUCACAGUCCGUGCUGACCCCUGUCCCAGACGCUUCCACGCGUCCGUGCACCGACAGCAGCACAACUAUGCCGCACGCUCCCCAGACAGUGGGCCUGAACCCGAUGAGGACGACGAUGACGAGGAUGAUGAUGAUGAUGAUGAGGAGGAGGAAGAGGAGCUCCAAAGUAAACGUAUGUGUUGUCCGAGAUCCAGUCAGCCCACCUCUCCCUUAGGAAGCCCUUUGAACUCUGACACGGAGGACACGGACCGCAGGAGGAAUCACAACUACCUGGAGAGGAAGAGGAGGAACGACUUGAGGUACAGGUUCCUCGCAUUACGGGAUCAGAUCCCGAGUCUGCAGUCAGCCAAGACCCCUAAAGUGGCCAUCCUGACCCACGCCACGGAGUACCUCACAGAGCUUCACGCCAGGGAGAAGCGACAGCUGCAAGAGCGCAAACGCCUCAAAGCUCGACAACAGCGUCUUCUUCGCAGGUUAUCUGCAUUGAAGCGUUGUUGAAACUUCCAAAGAGACAUUUUAAAGCCACCCUUUUUAUAUGACAACAGGCCUCAAUGCGAACAGUUGUAUUCGGAAUAAUCUCAUUUAAGACUGGACUUCUUGAUUUGAUCUCGUCAUUGAUCUUUGUGUGCCUGUUUUUUUUGCACAGUUUUUUUAAAGCGAGGUAAAAACAACGA